Messenger RNA from Vicia villosa (hairy vetch), 1536 nucleotides. RefSeq lists its product as uncharacterized. Bases 1 to 1536 code for a protein of 511 amino acids. The transcript has 3 exons. NCBI's taxonomy places the organism in Eukaryota, Viridiplantae, Streptophyta, Magnoliopsida, Fabales, Fabaceae. The record is from RefSeq and is a predicted model, not a curated record. Gene Ontology annotation, molecular function: zinc ion binding.
AUGGGUAGUGAUUAUUCAGAUGAGAGUGGGAAGGUAAAGUAUCCAUCAUUUGUCCCCCCUAAGAAGUUUAAUGACUAUAAGUGGGUGUUAGGGAGCUUGUUUUCAACAAGGGAAGCGUUCAAGGAAGCUGUGUCAAGUUAUGAUGUUUACAAUGGUAGGGAUUUAAGAUACCUGAAGAAUGACAAGACUAGGGUCAUAGUGGGUUGCAAGGAAGGUUGUGGAUGGGUGAAUUUGUGUUCUAAAUUGCCACAUGAGGAUACUUGGCAAUUAAGAACAUUAAAUGAUAAUCACACUUGUAGUAGAGAGUAUAAUGUUAGGAUGUUUAAUACAAAUUGGCUAGGGAAGAAGUUGUAUUCAACAGUUAGAAUUAACCCUAAUGUAAAACUGACUUCUAUUUGUGACAAAGUACAUGAAAAAUGGAAUGUUAGAAUGAAUAGGAUGAAAGCUUAUAGGGCAAGAAAGGCAACACUAGAUAUGGUUGAAGGGUCUUUCAAGGAGCAAUAUAGAAGACUUUAUGACUAUACACAUGAGCUACUGAGGUCUAACCCAAACAACACCAUCAAGAUCAAUGUCCAAGCAACUAAUGUGGAUCCUACUGAAAUUGAACUACAACGUGAAGAUUAUGUUAGCAGGCCAUUACUACCAAGUUUCCAUAGACUUUAUAUGUGCCUUCAAGCUUGCAAGAAAGAUUUCCAAGUUUGUAGACCAAUAAUAAGAAUAGAUGAGGGCAACUAUGGUGGGCAGAUUCUUGCAACAGUUGGGAGAGACCCUAAUGAUCAAAUGUUGCCCAUUGCAUUGGCUGGACUGUUACCUGCAAUAGAGGAGUUAUUGCCUGGAGUUGACCAGAGAUUUUGUGUUAGACAUCUAUAUAGCAACUUUAGAAAAAGGUUUCCAGGCAAGCAAUUGAAGGAAUUAAUGUGGAGGGCAGCAAAGGCAACCUAUCCCCAAGCAUGGGAUAAGGAAAUGAGGGAGAUGAGAAAGGUUAAUGAGGAAGCAUACAAGCAUUUGUUGAAGAUUCCUCCUAGAUUUUGGAGUAAAUCACAAUUCAAAUAUACCACAAAAAGUGAUGUGUUGGUGAACAAUAUGUCUGAAACUUUUAAUAGUGUUAUUAUUGGACCAAGACAAAAACCAAUUGUAACAAUGAUGGAAGAGAUCAGAGGGUACCUCAUGGAUAGAUGGGCAACUAAUAGAGCCAAGAUUGAAGAGUAUAGUGAGUCUGUACUACCAAGAAUUAAGAAGGUGCUAGAAAGAAGGCAAGAAAUCUCAAGGUUUUUUAUAGCAAGGUUAUCAGGCAACAUGAUUUAUGAAGUGAGGCAUACUAGUGUGACUGGGGAGAAAUUCACAAUUGACCUCAAUAAGUUUGAGUGCUCUUGUAGGAGUUGGAUGCUGACUGGGAUUCUAUGCCACCAUGCAAUUUCUUGCAUCCUCAGUAGAUUUGAAGACCCUACUGAGUACAUUCCUUCCUGGUUUAGGAAGGAGACAUACCAAGCUUGCUAUACACCUUUGAUAUAUCCAACAAAUGGGGAGAACUUGUGA